GGGCUUCCGCGGCGACCGUGGUGGCAAGGUCUGGAAGAUUCCUCCGCCCGCGCUAUAAAUACGGAGGCGCGGCCGCGGCGGCGGGGAGUGGGUCUGGGGAGAGCCGCGAUGGGCAAGGACUACUACCGCAUCCUGGGCCUGGCCCGCGGGGCCACCGAGGACGACGUCAAGAAGGCGUACCGCAAGCAGGCGCUGCGCUACCACCCCGACAAGAACAAGGACCCCGGCGCCGAGGAGCGCUUCAAGGAGAUCGCCGAGGCCUACGACGUGCUCAGCGACCCCAAGAAGCGCGAGAUCUUCGACAAGUUCGGCGAGGAGGGACUAAAGGGAGGUGGUCCCAGCUGCAGUGGAGGAGGUCCCAAUGGCACCUCAUUUACCUACACCUUUCAUGGAGACCCUCAUGCCAUGUUUGCAGAGUUCUUUGGUGGACGCAAUCCUUUCGACACCUUUUUUGUGCAGAGGAAUGGGGAUGAAGACAUGGAUGUUGAUGAUCCUUUUGCAAAUUUUCAAAACUUUGGAAACAUUGGCUUUACUCGCUCUCGUGGAGGUCAUGAAAACGUGCGCAAAAAACAAGACCCUCCUAUUACUCAUGACUUGAGAGUAUCCUUGGAGGAGAUUUACACUGGAUGCACCAAGAAAAUGAAAAUUUCUCAUAAACGUCUCAAUGCAGAUGGGAAAACCACACGUACUGAAGAUAAGAUCCUAACAAUUGAAGUAAAGCGUGGAUGGAAAGAAGGAACAAAGAUUACUUUUCCCAAAGAAGGAGACCAAACACCAAACAACAUUCCAGCUGAUAUUGUCUUUGUUUUAAAGGACAAGCCACACAACACUUUUAAGAGAGAUGGGUCUGAUAUUAUAUUCCCAGCCAAGAUCAGCCUCCGUGAGGCUCUGUGUGGUUGUACUGUGAAUAUUCCGACGCUCGAUGGUAGGAAUAUACCAAUGGUAUUCAAGGAUGUCAUUAAACCUGGAAUGAAGCGAAGAAUUCCUGGGGAAGGGCUUCCCUUUCCCAAGAAUGUAAACCAGCGAGGGGAUCUUAUUAUUGAGUUUGAUGUCAGAUUCCCGGACAGAAUUCCACAGGCUUCAAAAAGUGUUCUAGAACAGAUCCUGCCAAUAUAGUGAGACUGUCAGCGAAAACUGGACUGAAACGCCUCCAGAUGUUGGACUGUUAUCAGGAUUUCAGGAUCUGUUUUGGCAGGAGAGUAGAGGAGUAACAUCAUGUUGCUCAAGUGUUUUCCAGAGAAUCCAAAUAUUGCAAGUUACAUACUACACUCAUCAGUGACUCUACCCCCAAAUUGUCAUUGCGCAAAGCAUCUAUACCAGUAAACAGGUACUGAUGGAAGGAGUUAGCAGACCAUCUCAUGGGGUUGACAACCAAUCACAAUGUACUGCCUUCAUUUAAUUGGUUAGCCCUAGUUAGGGCAUGUCAUGUAGAAUUUCUACUGGAACGAGUAAGCCUCAAACAUAAAACUGGACUUCAUAGUAAA
Molecule: messenger RNA, 1484 nt
Organism: Heteronotia binoei (common prickly gecko)
Lineage: Eukaryota; Metazoa; Chordata; Lepidosauria; Squamata; Gekkonidae
Gene: DNAJB1
Product: DnaJ heat shock protein family (Hsp40) member B1
Exons: 3
Coding region: 109-1116 (335 amino acids)
Cellular component (GO): cytosol
Molecular function (GO): Hsp70 protein binding; transcription corepressor activity
Source: RefSeq, a predicted model, not a curated record